Molecule: messenger RNA, 1216 nt
Organism: Tachysurus vachellii
Lineage: Eukaryota; Metazoa; Chordata; Actinopteri; Siluriformes; Bagridae
Gene: kcnip3b
Product: Kv channel interacting protein 3b, calsenilin
Exons: 12
Coding region: 1-1056 (351 amino acids)
Biological process (GO): negative regulation of transcription by RNA polymerase II; regulation of potassium ion transmembrane transport
Cellular component (GO): nucleus; voltage-gated potassium channel complex
Molecular function (GO): potassium channel regulator activity; RNA polymerase II cis-regulatory region sequence-specific DNA binding; DNA-binding transcription repressor activity, RNA polymerase II-specific
Source: RefSeq, a predicted model, not a curated record
AUGGGGAAACUCCCACGCUUUAACCUUGCAGCCAUCGCAGCUGUGCUCAGAUGUGGUCAGAUGUGGUCAGAUGUGACUGAAGGUCAUAAGCAAGUGGGUGCCGUUUUGCUCUCUGAUGCUGAUGAGCCAGAGAUAGGAGAUGAAGACAAGCUCACCAAACUCCGUCCCUCAUACUGUCAUGAUCUCCUGAUGGCAAAAGCAAAAAGGCUUUCUGUUUUUGAACGUGGCAGGAUUGUUAAGCUACACAAGCAAGGGCUCUCACAACGUGCCAUUGCUGCCAAGGUUUUACACAUGGUGAAUGUGGGCAUGUCCCCUUUCGAAGGAUCCUGCAUUGGCUUCAUAACUUGUAGCAUACACAUUACAGUCGCCACAAUGGGUAUGGAACUUUUUGCCGUAGCUGUGGUGGUGCUUCUGUUUUUCAUGGUUUUAAAGCAGUUUAGCUUUUGGGACCCGCUCUCUAUGGAGGAGUGUGUAGAUGCUGAGUUGGAGCUGUCUAUGGUGAGACACCAACCUGAAGGUCUGGAGAAACUUCAAGCUCAAACUAAAUUCACCAGGAAGGAACUUCAGUCUCUCUACAGAGGUUUCAAAAAUGAGUGCCCCAGUGGAUUAGUCGAUGAAGAAACCUUUAAGGUUAUUUAUUCCCAAUUCUUCCCUCAAGGAGAUGCAACUACAUACGCACAUUUUCUGUUCAAUGCCUUUGAUAUGGACCGAAAUGGUUCUAUACAGUUUGAGGACUUUGUAAUCGGACUGUCCGUGUUGCUGCGAGGUUCAGUAACUGAGAAGCUUCACUGGGCCUUUAACUUGUACGACAUCAAUAAAGACGGACACAUCACCAAACAGGAAAUGUUAGACAUCAUACAGUCCAUCUACGACAUGAUGGGUCGAUACACAUAUCCCAAUGUGAAGGCUGAGGCACCAUUUGAACAUGUGGAGAAAUUUUUCCAGAAAAUGGACAGGAACAGAGACGGAGUCGUGACCCUCGACGAGUUCAUCGAGACAUGUGAGAAGGACCAGAGCAUUAUGGCUUCCAUGCAGCUGUUUGAGAAUGUUAUCUAAAGUACUGAAAGCCACAGCAUGCGAAAUCAGUAGAAAAUUAAUUCAAUUCAAUUCAAUUCAAUUCAAUUCUGCUGCAUGAUUUCUAAUUGGCUAAUUAAAAGAGAGAAAGUGAUAUUUCCACAAUCAACAGUUUUCCUGACUGACCAGCUGAAACUGCACA